UGAUCUUUUCUUGUUUGCUGUGUGAUACUGGACGCCAGCAUCGAAAUGGGCAAUGAGAACAGUAGUGCGGAAAAUCAGAGCGCUCCACAAGAUUCAGAAUUAGGCGAACCUCCUGGUAAUGGGCACGGUUUAAAAAGAAGCCCUCAGGAAAACAGCACAGAAAGAUCUGGAGGGCAAGACAUCUCAGAUCUUCUUCCUGCUGCUGUGCAACUGCCUGAGAGCACCUCCUCAUCAAUUCCAGAACGUACAAGCAACAGUAAUGAAGGCAUCAGUAGCUACAGUACCGAAGACUUAUCCAACCCAAAUUCAAGUGUGGUGUCUUCAGAGGUGACAGGACAGAACACUAUCUUGCAAGAGCAAGGAGGACAAACAGACUCUCAUUUCUUAAAGCAGGCUGCAGAACCACGAGAGAGAAGUCUGCCUAUCUCAAUGCCUUUUGCAGACUGUGCCAAAGAACAUGUCACAGCAGAUCUUACAAGCAGCAAUGACAAGUUACCAACCUCAAAUUGCAAUGAAGCACUGCCAUCACCCACUCCAGUGAAAGACAAAGAAGAGGGAAUAGCACGUGCCAAACCUGUGGACAGAGGCCCAAACUGUCACAAUAUUGCUGCUGCUUCUAUGAAAAACAGUGAGAAUGACCCCAGAAAGCCAAGCUUGGAGCCCAGCCCUCCUGCAGCAAUUACAGAAAUGCAAGGAGUCACACAAAUGAGUUUGAGUGAAUUAGGAUCGCCCUGGCAGAGUGAACAGCUGGGUGGCAUGAGGGAACCACAUGUCAGCACGUUUCCCCAGGGUAAAGAAGCAGGGGAUUAUUUUACUGCUCAGGAGGCCAAGCAGGAGCGAGGAGUUUUGGAAGUAGGUCAGCCACAGUCUGUAAUGCAGCAAGGUAGACAGAACACAGAUGGUGGAGAGGGUCUGCUAAUGAAAAAGGAAACCUUAAUCCUAAAUUAUCCAGCAACAGGAGGCUCAGAGAGUGAAAAAUUGGGAGCAAUUGUGAAUGCUCAGGGCUUCACUGAGAUCAGUGAAGUCUGUAAUCUACAGAUGGGGGCUGUAACAACAGCUAAAGGCAAUGAGGCAAAUCCACCUCUAUCUGGAAGCAAAGGGGAGCAAACAGAAGCCUGUACAGCUCUAAUGUCAGAGUUGCCUUCUAACCCUCCAAAUGCCUUCCUGGUACCAAAGCCUGAAGAGCCUUGGAGGGAAGAUGUGCCUGGAAAUGACUCUCAAGAGCCAAUGAAGAACGAAGCAGUGAAAACAGGCUCUGAAAAAAAUGAACCCAUUUUUCAAAGAGAGCUUCAAAAGGAGGAUGAGCUUCUUAGCGCCGAGCAUUUCAGUGUGCCUUUAUCAUUUAAGCAAGAGGAAGAACAAAAAUCAGCUGUCACAACUGAAAGCCCAAAAGAUGAAGCCAGUAGCAAUGAAAUUAUAAAAGCUGAUGAUGUGUCUAGAGAAAGCACCACACUUUCUGAAACAGAAAGUAUUAUCAGUCCCACCAAGGAAAAUUCCCUGGUAGAUAAAAGAUUAUUACUGGAAGAAUAUGCAUUAAGUGUUUCUCUGAGCAGAUCCACAGAGCUGAAUCAAAAAGAAACUGAGGCAAGUCUAACAGGAGAAAAAAAUGAAAUCAGAAUAGAGGAGGCACAAGAGACACAAACCAGUGAAUUACCUGAGGGGUCAACAGGGGCAGAAAGACAACUGUUGGACUCUGUUAGUAGCCACCUGCAGGACAUGGAAAAUGCUCAUUUGGGACACAAUCCCGAAGAAUUCAGUCUUUGUGAAAAGACUUCAACAGGUGACCUAGGGGAAAAAACUGGGGGAAAGCCUCUGAAUUUAGACAGUAUCUUUAAAUUGCCCAAAGACAAUUCUCACUCUCUUGUUUAUAAACCUGAACAACAAAUGAGUAAAGAGCAAACAGAUGCCACAGAUGACCUGGAGAAUAAGCUUGCGGCUUCACCACAGUUUCCAACGGAAGCACCACUGAGUUUUGACUACCUUAACACUGAGGCAGAAGACAAAACUUUGGGCCAACCAGGCUGUAACGAGACUGAAAAGGUUUGUUUAGCUGGUGCACACAGUUCACUGCUCCUCCACGCUGAGAACAAUAAUAUUAAGCAGAGUAAGCAGGAUGAAUCCUGGGAAAAGGCUUUUGCUACAGAAACUGUGUUAGAAUCUGAAUACAAAGCCGAGAGUCAAGGAAAGCCUGAGAGCUAUAGCACGUCAGAAGAAAGUGCAAAAAUGUCCAACUCAAAACUUGAGCUCCAGGGCUUCAGUGAGUUGGCAGGGACUACGGCUGCACAAACUAAGGAGGCCUCACGGGUUUCAGAAACCAAAGGACACGGUCACAUCACUGAAGUGUUUUGCAGUGAUCCAGAGCGAGGACGUGCAGCCGCAGCUGCACAGAGCACCGCUGUGGAUGGUAUCCAACAGGAAAAGCACCAAACUGUGGUGAAAAGUUUGACAGAGGACAAAGUUUUAGCACUGAAAAUUGAACGUAAAUCGGAUGUGCUGGUGCAAACUCAGCUGGAGCAAGCAGCUGCAGAAAGUCACAGAAAUACACAGGUGGCUUGUUCAGAAACCUCCCAAGCUGUAGUCAGUACCUCAGGACUCACUCCUCAGCAAGUUCAGGUGGAGGAAGGGGGUGACAGCCCUGUCAGGGAAAACAACUGCCCCUCUGAGAGUGACACGUGCAGCUCUUCGGAGACCCUGGAGUGCAGCAUCAGAGAACUGCGGGAAAAUGCAGAUGUUCCAACUGCUCUUCUCCAAGCAGAGCAAAUGGAGAAUUCAGUCCCUGUUGCUAGUGACAGUGACUGGGUUUCAAAUACAGGACUUGCACAACAGAAGCAGCAAAGCAGUCUGACAACUGUCACAAGAGCAGAUGAUCAAGAACACAAAGAAAGGGCUCUAAAACCUGAACGGCCAUUGGACCUAAAUAAUCACAGCAACAUACCAGAAAUACCUCUAAACAUUUCAAACAACCUUCAUAAAGAGUCUUCUGUGCUAGGUACAGCACCGAUCCAAUGCGACUCUGACACAGCAAAAGAAAAGGACAAGGAUGAAAGCAGUGCCCUGGUGUCAGAGGAUAUGUGCAGCCACGAACAUGGGCAAAAUAUUUCUAGUGUGACCACGCUUAAUUUGCAAGAUUGCAAUGAGCAAAACAAAACUGAUCUCAAGGCAGAAAAAAACUGCCAAAGUAAGCAAAACUCAAACAAGCCUGAGCAGGAUAAUAAUUCUUUGAUCUCAGCUAGUCAGCAUGAAGCAGCAUGUCAUAGCGAUACGUUUUCUAAAGAAUCUGACAAGAAUGAACAGCCAGGCAGCAUAUGUGGGAUAAAGGAUAAUACUGGUGAAAGCCAUGCCGCUGCUAUAAACACUCUUCCAGGGACACAGAAUUCAGCAAGUGCCACUAACAUAUCACAGGCUUUGCCAAGUGAUACAGAAAUAGCACAUACUUCUGAUAAUUCUGAGAAAAAUGAUCCUCAAAUAUCUCGUCCAGAAACUCAAGGGAAAAUGCCAUUAAUGGCAAAAGACUUGGAAAAGACUGAAGAUCUGACUGCUGACAGGGAAAUCAUCCAGAAAGAUGGCAACAUGGAGAUAAGUUCUGGGGACAGUGUCACAGAAACAAGCAGCAUGAAAAGUGAUAAAAGUCCAGGAGCACAAGGAUCUCCUUCACCAUCACCAGCACCCGGGGAGGUAGUGCCCGCUGAUCAGUCCUAUAAAUCCAGCUGCAUUCAAAAAACACCAGAGCAGCCUGGUUAUUGUCAAGCAAAUUUUACAGCCCUCUCUACACAGACCUCUGCACUCAGCCAUCCCAGCCAGCAACCUGGAAACAAUACGAACAAUGGUACUGGGGGGGUAUUACUAAAUAAUGAGCUGGAAGUUGUAGCAUGCCAAAAUGCCUUAGAAGUUAACUAUAAUUUGCAGAUGGCUGCAGGUUCUCAGGUGUCUGCGCACAUAGGUUCUUCACCCGGGGUAAGCACAGGUAAACCAGCAAAUUCAGAAAACAGCUCUGCGGGGAGUGUGCGUGUGAAUGAAAAAGAUGUUCCAGACCAAAGUUUUCAGGGUGAUGGAGAGAGGAAUUUAUCCCUGCCAGAGCCUUUAAAUGUGGGGCAGAGUACUGGAAACUUAUCACAGUUCAGUUCUGAGAAGCUGAAGAAAGAGAUAUCUGCAGUUAAAUCCAAAGAAAGCCAAAGUGAGGCAAACUUCAAAGAACAGCAAAGUGACAGUUCAGCAGAGUCUCUGUUAGCUCUCCCUACUCUAGAAGGGAAGCUGCUGAGCCUUUCAUCUGUUGUUAAACAAGAAGGCUGUAAUGAGGAAAUUGCAACCGGUAUCUGCGUAGAUGACAAGUACGGUAAGAUCUUAGAGAAAGCUGGGAAUUCAGAAAAAAUGGAAGAGCUUUCAAACGACAAUAACAACACAACCAGGGCAGAGAUCAUUAUUUCCGAGCAGUCUGCAGAGGACUCUGGAAGGGAGCAUGAGGCUCUGACUUGCAGCUCUCUGGAUAUUGGCUCCAGCCUCCCAGACUUCAGGGAGCAUAUCAGUCAGAUAUUUAAAAAAACUGUCCACAGCACACUGAGUGCUGAAUUGCCCCAACUUUUGUCUGAAAACCAUGCAGGCUUCAAGCAGAGCCCAGUGGCCAAGGAUACAGCAGAACUGUGCGGUGCUGAGAACUCUUCAGAAUCAAACAAGGUGGGCAAGGGACCUCCCAAGGGCACCUCAGAAGCAGAGGGGAAAGAGUUCUCUUUAGCUACGGAGGCUUCCUGCAAAGCUGCCCAGGGCAAACCUCUGCAACAAGAAGACAGAGCGGCAGAGCUGCCACCAGAAAGUCUCCAGGAUACUGAGAAAAAUGGGCCACCCAGUAGCUGUUUAGAAAUGGUCCCUAGAUUGGAUGGCUCUACGCCUGCUGAAUGUGCUCUGAAGAAUCUGCAAAAGCUGGACCAAACCACUGAGCAUCCAGAGAGCAGUGAGAUGGAAGGGAAGGAAGGUGUGUGUGCUAGUGGUGCUGAUCCUGAAUCGCUAAUAAGCUUAGAGAUAAAGAAGCAAGGACCGGCUUCAUUUGAUGGGGCAGCAGCUGAGAACUUCCCUGCAUAUUCUGACAGUAAGCAACAACACACUGUAGCUGUUACCACCACAGGCGAUGUACAGAAGAGGGACUUAGAAGAUGCUGCCAUAGCAGAGGGAAAUAACUUAAUUACAGAGUGUCAUGCAGAACCAGUUUCAUCUGAAGAGGAUGUAAAUCUUCCUACUGAACAGUGCCAGGAUCCUGAGCCAAAUGAACAGGAGAAAAGUGAGUAUGGGGAUCCAGACAUUGCCAAAAGCAUCUCUGACACAGCAGCUCCAACACUUGUCCCGGAAGGAUCUUACAAUCAUGGAAAAUCGCCAGACAAUUUUAAAGUGUCACCUGGGGAAAAUCAGGAGACACACAUUCAGAGCAAUUUUAUGCAUGAAAUUAAGUCUCAGAAUGACAUACAGAUGAUACAAGACGAUCCAGUAAAUAGGAAAUGCUUGGAAACAUUGGAAAAUUCACAAGAUGCACAGCGGGAAAAGAAAGUGACCAUGCAUGGGUUAAUAGAUUACUUAAAAACCGAAGUAAGCCAGGAUGAUUGCUUGCAAACUGACUCUAAACUAGAAUCUAGCAAUACAACUGAGGGAGAUGUAAAAGAGAACGGUGACACAGUGUUAAGCACAGCAAAGACAGGUAACGAAAAAAAUGGAGACAUCCCUGAAACAGGUACUGCAAGGAUGUUAGUCACUGGUGAAGGCGACUUAGCUAUUAGCACGGGCACUGAAGAGCAGGAGGCAGACAUGUGCAAAAAUCACUCUCCAAGCUUUUCUGUGAUGGAGCAGGGUGAGCAUUCUGCACGUACGGAUCUCACUGUUGCCGAAAAUCAGCCGAGCAAGAUGAAUUCGGAACGUGAAAGCUCACUUCAGGAUGCCAAAAGAAAGCUAUCACCGCUUGCGUCAGCUGAGCCUAAGAACCCUGACCUCAGUGAACUUCAAGACACGGCUGUGGCAGGAUUACCUACUGAAAGCCCUUCUGGGCCAGGUGAUGAUAUACAGUUGGCUCCUCUCCUCGAUCCUUCUGAGCAACCCUUAGCUGUUUCUGCGGCAAAUGGAAAUGUUGACCCCGUGGAUGCUGCUGAGCUGACUGCAGCAAGCACUUCCAAGCCUGAUAGCUGCAAAGAAGUUGAUUACCUCAUUUCUGGAGAUGUACCUUUGGCUGCGGCCCCUGGUGAUGGUGUAGAACUGCCUGCUCAAGAAACUGAAGGUUUCACAAGGGAAAAAAAGAGGAGCUCUGACUCUGAAGAAGCAUUUGAGACCCCAGAGUCCACCACACCGGUAAAGGCACCACCUUCACCUCCACAGCCACCCCCCGAAGCGGCGGCGGCAGCAGCAGUUGUAGCAGACGUAGCAGAACAAGAAAUAAAACCCCAGCUGCCCUUGGAAGACACAGGAUUAUGUUCAGAAACUGUACCCGUAACUGAUGUGUCACACAGCGAAUCAGCUGAAGAAAGCCCUUUCCGUCCCCCUUCCCAUUCUUUUUCCACCGUCUUCGAUGAGGACAAGCCAAUAGCCAGCAGUGGAACUUACAACUUGGACUUCGAUAACAUUGAGUUAGUUGAUUCUCUCCAUGCCUUAGGACCGAGCUCUCCAGAAUCGAAGAAUCGUGACCCCAAAGCGAAUGUUCGAAGAAAAUCUACUGAUUCAGUCCCAGUUUCCAAAUCUACAUUGUCUCGUUCUCUUAGCUUGCAAGCUAGUGAUUUUGAUGGAGCAUCUUAUCUUGGCAACAGCGAGACAUUAGCACCGGCAGCAGAUGUGUAUGGUACUGGUUCAAGUAGUGCUUCUAGUACCCUUAAGAGAACAAAGAAGUCCAGACCAGCUUCCUUAAAAAAGAAGCAGUCAGCAAAAAAAUCUCUGGAUGCUCCACCAGUGAAGGAAACACCACAAGAACCAUCUGACCUUGGCCAGGCAGCUUGUGCCCCAGGUGAGGAUAAAACAGUGUCCGAAGCAAAGGCUGACUCGGUAAAGCUCGAAUGUACUGAACCUUCUAAAAUCUCUGCUGAGAAACAGGAGGCCCCACCUGUGCCUGAAGGAUCCUGCCCUUUGGAUCCAGAGAGUUUUGAAGGGAUUAGUGCAUUUAGCACUGGAGGCAGCAAAGUACAAAACUCUCCCCCUGCCAAUAGGAAAACACUACCUCUUACAACGGCACCAGAGGCUGUGGAGGUGACUCCGCCUGACACUGGAGGACAAGAAGACCCUCCGGUCAAAGGCAUUGCGGUGAGGCUGGAGUUCGAUUAUUCUGAAGAAAAAGGGGUGAGUGAAGACCAGCAGGAGAGUACUCCUCCUCCCAAAAAAGCAGGUAAAAAGCCUGGUGCUAAAAUGCCACUACGGAGGCCAAAGACUAAAAAGUCAGUGGAGAAGCUUGACAAUGCUCCAACCACACCAACCAAGUCACCCACGGAUCCAAAUGAAAUCCCUAUCACAAAAGGCUCUUACACUUUUGAUAUUGACAAGUGGGAUGAUCCCAAUUUUAACCCCUUCUCCUCUAGUACAAAAAUGCAAGAAUCACCCAAACUGCCUCAACAAACGUACAGUUUUGAGCCAGACAUGUGUGAGGACUCUAUUGACCCUUUCAAGUCUUCUUCUAAGAUAGCCAGCUCGCCCUCUAAAUCUCCAGCUUCCUUUGAGAUACCAGCCAGUGCCAAUGAAACAAACGGAACUGAAGGAGACAACUCGAAUAAACCUGCAAAAAAGAAGAAGACGCCACUAAAAACGAUGGUAGAAGAUGUGAUGUCUGUAUGUUCUCUGUUUGAUACAUUUAGGGUGAAAAAAUCACCAAAAAGAUCCCCACUAUCUGAUCCUCCUUCUCAGGAUCCCACUCCACUGCCUACUCCAGAAACACCUCCCGUCAUAUCCACGGUGGUUCAUGCGACAGAUGAGGAGAAACUGGCAUCUUCAGUGACCAGUCAGAAAUGGACCUGCAUGACUGUGGACCUGAACACGGAUAAGCAGGAUUACCCGCAGCCGUCCGAUCUGUCUACAUUUGUUAAUGAGACUAAGUUCAGCUCUCCUACAGAGGAAUUGGAAUAUGGCAACUCAUAUGAAAUAGAAUAUAUGGAGAAAAUAGGCUCUUCUGUGCCUCAGGAUGAUAGCACCCCGAAGAAACAAUCUUUAUAUCUAAUGUUUGAUGCACAGCAGGAAAGCCCAGUCAAAUCACCUCCCAUCAGACUGUCUGAUUCCACAACACCAUGCUCCGGGUCAAGUUUUGAAGACCCUGAAGCCCAGCAAACCUCUGGAAUUAAAAUACAACACCCAGCUUCCCGAGUCCUAGCUGCCAGCCAAGAGGCACACUUACAGUCAUCUGAGAAGUCAAAGCAGAAGGACCUAGAGCCCAUGACCCUGGGAACAACUCCAGAGGCUAUUGAAAUAACAUCUCCUGAAGACUCCUUUGUCUCUGCUGAUGCUCUUCUUAAUAGGAUAUCUAAGAAAACCUCAAUAUGUGAUCAGCCUGAAUAUCUAGAUCCUGACUUAGCAGAAAAGAACCCCCCAGUAUUUGCUCAGAAACUUCAGGAGGAGUUAGAGUUUGCUGCAAUGAGGAUAGAAGCACUGAAGUUAGCCAGGCAGAUUACCCUGUCUUCUUUCCGCUCCGAGGUAUCUGGUUUGUGCCUGCCAUGUGUGUGUGAGUCUGCACAGACUAAGAAACUGAGUGAUGCUUUUUCUUUAACAAGGUGCAAGCCUGAGGAUGAACAGAGAGAGAAAUCUGUCUCCCAUCACACUGUUCAGCAGCUGAUAGUGGAGAAGGAACAAGCUUUGGCAGAUCUGAACUCAGUGGAGAAAUCACUGGCAGAUCUUUUCAGGAGAUACGAGAAAAUGAAAGAAGUACUGGAGGGCUUUCGGAAGGUGAGUCAAGUUAAAGUCUCCUUCUUCAAAGAAGCCAAUGCUGAAAUUGCACAAGUGAGAGGCAAGGCUCAGCAAGAGCAAGCAGCAUACCAGGCCAGCCUUCGUAAAGAGCAGCUGAAGGUGGACGCGUUGGAAAGAACACUGGAACAAAAGAAUAAAGAGAUAGAAGAAUUAACAAAGAUUUGUGAUGAACUGAUUGCCAAAAUGGGGAAAAGCUAACUUUUAACCAAAUUUCUGGACUUCGAUAUUGAGUGCAAUAUGACCAUUGGCACACUGAUGUCCAUACAUUUAUGUGGACAGGUUAUAUUUUCACUUUUUCGUAUGCACUACUGUAUUUUCUUUCUAAAUAAAGUUGAUUUAAUUGUAUGCAGUACUAAGAUGACUAUCAGAAUUUCUUGCUAUUGUUUGCAUUUUUCAUAGUAUAAUUCAUAGCAAGUUGAUCUCAAAGUUCCUGUAUCAGGGAGAUUGUCAAGUUCUCUAAGAAAUUACAAAUUGCUGAUCCUAGCCUUCCCUUUGUACAUGAGUUCCCAUGUUGGAUGUCUUUUGGAUUUAAUAUAAACAUGUAUUACUUGCAUGGGGACUCUUGCCUUAAGGAGUGUAAACUUUAUCUGCAUUUGCUGAUUUGUAAAAUAAAAUUUAAAAUGAAAAAAAAAAAAAA
Athene cunicularia (burrowing owl) is the source of this 9541-nucleotide messenger RNA. It is a transcript of the gene TACC2, whose product is annotated as transforming acidic coiled-coil containing protein 2. Lineage: Eukaryota; Metazoa; Chordata; Aves; Strigiformes; Strigidae. Bases 46 to 9102 code for a protein of 3018 amino acids. Gene Ontology annotation, biological process: cell population proliferation; cerebral cortex development; mitotic spindle organization. The record is from RefSeq and is a predicted model, not a curated record. The transcript has 19 exons. Gene Ontology annotation, cellular component: cytoplasm.